Messenger RNA from Lampris incognitus (smalleye Pacific opah), 1858 nucleotides. RefSeq names its product trans-golgi network protein 2 (gene tgoln2). The coding region runs from base 153 to 1724 and encodes 523 amino acids. The transcript has 4 exons. The record is from RefSeq and is a predicted model, not a curated record. Gene Ontology annotation, cellular component: endosome; trans-Golgi network transport vesicle; trans-Golgi network. NCBI's taxonomy places the organism in Eukaryota, Metazoa, Chordata, Actinopteri, Lampriformes, Lampridae.
AGGCGGAACAGGGGGUUUGUUCCUCUGCUCGCUGUCGAACCGUGAUUUCCACUGGCGGUUCAACUCGAAAACGAGCAGCGAACGCGAUCGGAUUUGAUCUUGACAGAACUGGUUAAAAGUGUUUUUUUUUGUGUUGUUUUUUUUUUUUGGUCAUGUCAGAUGCCGUGAUGCGAAGGAUUUUUUGGAUACUCGUUCUGUGUUUUUGUUGCGUCGUCAUUGGAGGAGCUCCAGUGGGUGAUGGAACUGGUGGAUCCUCGAGUUCCAAAGGGCGACAAAAUAGCAAUACUGCAAGUGCAGUUGAUGCCACUGGAAAGAACGGGCCAACGGGAGCUAAGAGUGAGAACUCAGAAGAGAAGACUAAAGAGCAUGGGCUAACAAAAGAGCCGCAGGAAAAAACAGGUGAAACCCAGAAUUCACAGCACUCUGAGGAAAUUGGUAAAAAAGCACCAGGAGCCAAAAGUAUGCCGUCUGAAGAAGGGUCUAAGAAGGAGGAGACAGAAUCAAAACCUGAAAAAUUGAAGUCUGAUAAAGGAACCCAAAAGGAGGGAAAGGGAGCUGUAACCAAGAAAACAGAACCAGGAUCUGAAAGUAAGAACCCCAUAGAAGAAAACAAGAAUGAGGAUCCAACAGUUAAAACUAAGAAAUUAGAAACAGAAGAUAAAUCUAAGAACCCCGUAGAAGAAAACAAGAUGGCGGAACCAGGAGCUGAAACUAAGAAAUCAGAAUCAGAAGGUAAAAAGAACCCUACAGUUGAAAAUAAGGGGGAACCAGGAGCUGAAACUAAGAAAUCAGAAUCAGAGGGUAAUAAGAACCCUACAGUUGAAAACAAGGGGGAACCAGGAGCUGAAACUAAGAAAUCAGAAUCAGAAGGUAAAAAGAACCCUAUAGUUGAAAACAAGGGGGAACCAGGAGCUGAAACUAAGAAAUCAGAAUCAGAAGGUAAUAAGAACCCUACAGUUGAAAACAAGGGGGAACCAGGAGCUGAAACUAAGAAAUCAGAAUCAGAAGGUAAAAAGAACCCUACAGUUGAAAAUAAGGGGGAACCAGGAGCUGAAACUAAGAAAUCAGAAUCAGAUGGUAAUAAGAACCCUAUAGUUGAAAACAAGGGGGAACCAGGAGCUGAAACUAAGAAAUCAGAAUCAGAAGGUAAUAAGAACCCUACAGUUGAAAACAAGGGGGAACCAGGAGGUGAAACUAAGACAUCAGAAUCAGACGGUAAUAACAAGGAGGGACCAGGAGCUGAAACUAAGAAAUCAGAAUCAGAAGGUACACCUAAGAACCCCGUAGAUGAAAACCAGAAGGAGGAAACAGGAGCUGAAACUAAGAAAUCAGAAUCAGAAGUUAUGAACCCCACAGAGGGAAAGGAGGAGGAGAAAGCAGGAACUCAAACUGAGAAAUCAGAAUCAGAAAGUAAAAUGAUGAACUCCCUGGAUAAAAACAAGGAGGAACCUGAAGCUCAAACUAAGAAUCAGAAGCCUGUGCCAGAGGCCAAGAAGGAAGCACCAGAAAAGAAUACAAGAUAUAACCUAUCUGACCUAAAAGACGAGACAGAAAGCAGUCACUUCUUUGCUUACCUUGUCUGCACCGCUGUGUUGGUAGCAGUGCUCUACAUUGCUUACCACAACAAGCGCAAGAUAAUUGCUUUUGCGUUGGAAGGAAAACGAUCAAAAUCGACACGUCGGCCCAAAUCCACAGAGUACCAGAAGCUGGAACAGCAUAUGUGACUUUAAAUCACUGAAGCCAUUACAGAGUGCAGCUAGGUGGGUUGAUAUUAAGACAUGUUUUGUAUAUGUAGAUAAUAAUUGCAUGACUAUGCAGACGACACAGUUGCCUUAUUUUAGGAGUUAGUGAAACCGCG